Messenger RNA from Puccinia triticina, 1851 nucleotides. RefSeq lists its product as uncharacterized. The record is from RefSeq and is a predicted model, not a curated record. Lineage: Eukaryota; Fungi; Basidiomycota; Pucciniomycetes; Pucciniales; Pucciniaceae. The transcript is spliced from 12 exons. Bases 1 to 1851 code for a protein of 616 amino acids. Gene Ontology annotation, cellular component: plasma membrane.
AUGCCCCGUCUCCUGCGCACAGCGCUCCUCGCGAUCACCCAAGGAUGGCCGGGCGUGGCGGGCGCGAAGGAGAAGAAGUUCAAGGCGCAGGGCCUGUUCGAUAUGGGCGACCUCGGCCUCGACCAGCUGGACGGCAUGAUCAUUGCGAUUGGAGACUCCAACGCCGACCAGUUUCGCGAUCUCUUCACGCUCAGCAGCGACCAACGCUCGGUCAGCUUGCAUCUGUGGGACCACCACCUCUAUCGAUUCGUCUCGGUCCCGAACAACCCGGUGAUUCCGCGGACGGUCGCCGGCUUCGUGAUCACCAACAUCAUCGCCACCGACAUCAAUUACGACGGGAGACUCGACAUCCUGGCCAUGGGGUCCAGCGACCCGACCGACCAGGAAGGCACGCUGAAGAUGGAGGUGUGGUACGGGCUGGACGGGACGACGUUCGCGGACGGGGUGCCGAUUCCGUCGUCGCUUGCGGCCCACCCGCUGGUGUUUGACUCGCAAGGCACGAUGGCCAUGGAUCUGCUGGGGCUGCCCUCGAGCCUGCCGUCGGUGUUCAAGGUCUGGAAGAACAUGGCCUCCGGCCCCCGCGUCUCGAACUCCUCUACGCCCUUCCUCAUUGCCGAUCCCCCGUUCACCUCGCCCAUCAACUGCAAGCUCCCUCACCCGCACAGCAGCUCGUUUAUCGACUUGGACGGUGACUGUCUCGCUGAUAUUUUCUUGGUUUGUGAGGACGGAGGGGGCGAACAGAGCUACCAGAUCUGGCUGAACAACAAAGCUGCUGGGUUCGCGUUAGCCCGGACGGGCCGGCUGCCCUACGGCACGAAGCAAGUGACGUUUGCAGACAUGGAUCGGGACGGGACGAUCGACAUGGUCCUCGCCGUCUGUCCCACGCCGAACACGUGCACGGUCAAUGUGGCCUACAACCAACAGAUCCCGCUGUGCACGACCGGGCAGCCGGGGCGCCAGUGUCGGGAUCCGCAGAGCCUGUGCACGCCGGACGCCGACUUCCGGUUCUCGUUCGACAGCGCCGACGGCGGCUUUACGACGCUGGAUGUGGGCCAGAUGUUCCCGGGCUUCCGGCUGGUGACCGCGCUGACGAGCGCCGACUUUCAGGGCCCGAGCCCGGUGGGUAUCCAGACGGGCGACUACAACCUGGACGGGUACCCGGACCUGCUGCUGAUCGUGGCGCCGAUGGGCGCCUCGUCAGGGGAGACGCGGGGGGUGCCGUGGCUUCUGGAGAGCGCCGGCUGCGGCUCGGCCUGCUCGGAGGCCGAGACCCGGGCCCACCGUCGGACGUUCGCCCCGCUCUCGAGUGGAGCGGGUGCGCUGAGCGCGAUCGACGACGCGAAGAGCGCGUUCUUUGUGGACAUCAACGAGGACGGAAGCCUCGACAUCGUCGUCCAACGCGCGCCCCCCUCGCCCUCCCGCUCCCGCCCCGCCGCACGCACGCUCUCGGUGUUCAAAAACAACUUCUUCAACGACGCCUUCUUCCUCAAGGCUAUCAUGCUCAACGGCGCCUGCGGGUCCAGAUGCCCCGGCAGGGACGGCCGGCCCGACUACAGGCCUUAUGGGGUGAAUUACGCGGGGGCUUCGUACAAGUUUACGAUCCAGGAUACGUAUGGAGAGCGGCGUGCGACGGCGGUGGGACAGGUGCCGUUCAACAGCUACGCCUCGGCGACGACGCCGUACAGUUUUUUCGGGCUCGGGCGGACGAACAACUACGUGGAGAAGAUGUAUGUGGGGAGCACGCGGCACCAGACGGGGCAUUGGCUGGCCAUCGAGGGGCUGCUGCCCAACUCGCAGCUGGUCGUGAUCCCCUUCCAGCCCGGCGCCGGCAGGGGCUUCGAUGCGCUCUGA